AUGCGCGGGAGACCUAGCCGCCGUGAGGAGCCGCCCUUGUCCUCGGGCUUUUCGCUUGACAUCGCGGCUGUGCUCGAGAGUUGUAGCCACAAGAGGGAUUGGGCACGUGGGGUGCGAUUGGGACGAUUCCUCCAAGCCGGGAGGUGUAUUUCGUCGGCGAGGUUGGAUGUUCAACCUGCCUCCAAAGGCUAA
Chondrus crispus (carragheen) is the source of this 192-nucleotide messenger RNA. RefSeq lists its product as hypothetical. Lineage: Eukaryota; Rhodophyta; Florideophyceae; Gigartinales; Gigartinaceae. Bases 1 to 192 code for a protein of 63 amino acids. The record is from RefSeq and is a predicted model, not a curated record. The transcript has a single exon.